Ostreococcus lucimarinus CCE9901 is the source of this 1566-nucleotide messenger RNA. RefSeq lists its product with no specific name. NCBI's taxonomy places the organism in Eukaryota, Viridiplantae, Chlorophyta, Mamiellophyceae, Mamiellales, Bathycoccaceae. The transcript has a single exon. Gene Ontology annotation, biological process: carotenoid biosynthetic process. The record is from RefSeq and is a predicted model, not a curated record. Bases 1 to 1566 code for a protein of 521 amino acids. Gene Ontology annotation, molecular function: oxidoreductase activity.
AUGGCGUCGCGGCUGGCGAACGCCGGGUUUGAGGUGACGCUUUUGGAGAAGAACGGCGACGUGGGGGGACGGUGUCGAAGCGAGACGUUCGCGGGGGGGGGGGAAGGGUACAGGUUUGACACCGGACCGUCGUUGAUGCUGCUUCCGGAGCGGUACAUGGAGCAGUUCACGUCGGUGGGGGAGAAGAUGGAGGAUUACAUGGACGUCGAACGCGUGGACCCGGCGUAUCGCGCGCACUUUGGCGAUCACACGACGCUCGAUUUGUUGUACGACAUCGAGGCGAUGCGUAAGCAGUUAGAUGAAGUCGAGUUCGGGGCGGGAGGGAGAUACAUCGAUUGGCUCGGACGCGCGCGGGCGAGUUUGGAUUACGGCGUCGCGGCGUUCAUCGAGCGAGACGCGAACUCUAUUCUGGAUUUUGUGGAUCUCUCUCGCGUCGGUCCGCUCGCGCUCGCGGUGAACCCGAUCGAUUUGUUGCUUCCGCAGUUUAACCAAAUGGCCAAGUAUUUCAAGGAUGAGCGCUUGCGCGCGCUCUUCUCGUACCAAGAGUUGUACGUCGGCUUGAGCCCGUACAACGCGCCGGGCGUCUUCUCUUUGCUCGCCGCCACCGAGCUCACGGACGGGGUGUGGUACCCCAAGGGCGGGUUCACCAAAGUGCGCGAAAGCUUCAACGCGCUAGCGGAGAAGAAGGGCGCCAAGGUUCGCCUCAACAGCGAAGUCGCCGAGAUUCUCACCGAGGAAGUGAGCGGUUUGGCGGACGCCAAGGGCGGCUCGCACACGGGACGAAAAGUCACCGGCGUGCGCUUGGCUUCGGGCGAGAUAAUGAACGCAGACGUCGUCGUCGCUAAUCCGGAUUUACCGUGCGUGUGGGAUCAAAUGCUCGACUCGGUGGGCGAGCCGGCGAAGAAGGAGAGCGAAAAGUGGGAAAACGCCGAUUAUUCGUGCUCCGUGCUCGAGUUCAACUGGUGCUUGAAGAAGGAAAUCCCUGGAUUGUUGCACCACAACGUUUUUCUAUCUGGUGACUACAAGGGAAGCUGGGAGCGUCCGGCGACGGUGGAUGACUUUGCAGCGCCGCGUCAACACAACUUUUACUGCCACAACCCGGUGUACACGGAUAAGACGUGCGCGCCGGAGGGCGGUGCCUCGCUGAUGAUUUUGCUCCCCAUUGCGAACAUUAAAGAGCAAGAAAAUAUUUGCAAGAAACGGGGCGUUCCGGUGCCGAGUGAGACCGAACUCGUCGAGGCUGGCCGACAAGCCAUCUUGCGACGCUUCAAGGAAGCGGGUCACGGCGACCUCACAGAAAUCAUCGCGCACGAAUCCGUCACCGUGCCCUCGGAAUGGCGCGACAAGUUCAACAUUAAGAACGGCGCUGUCUUUGGUUUGUCUCACGGGUUGUUGCAGCUCGCCGCGUUCCGACCGCCGGUGCGCACGGGCAUCAAGCAGCUUGACUCGCCCGUCGUCGACGGCUUGCAUUUCGUAGGCGCGUCGACGCGACCGGGUAACGGCGUUCCGCUCGUGCUCAUGGGCGUCAAGGUUGUCGCCGAACAAAUCAUGAAAGAAGCGGCUUAA